This is a messenger RNA of Myzus persicae (green peach aphid), 3771 nucleotides long. RefSeq names its product collagen alpha-1(I) chain-like. Gene Ontology annotation, molecular function: chitin binding. Gene Ontology annotation, cellular component: extracellular region. The transcript has 5 exons. NCBI's taxonomy places the organism in Eukaryota, Metazoa, Arthropoda, Insecta, Hemiptera, Aphididae. Bases 290 to 3271 code for a protein of 993 amino acids. The record is from RefSeq and is a predicted model, not a curated record.
AAACAGACAUUCACAGUCGACCCGUUCGCCGCACCAACAGGGACGCACACCACUGCUCGCCAUCGUCGUCAUCACCGCGUGUAUUUUUUUUAUUCCAUUAAAAAUAAUAUUCGUACGACGCGUCGUCGAGCUUUCAAGUCUGCGGAGUGUGUUCUCGUACAGUAAUAUAAGUGUGAUUCGUCAGCGAAUUUAAUUUUUUUGUGCACUUCUACACCAGCGGUGUACACCGCGGCAGAUACCGAUCGUCAUAUCCUCUCGUCGGCUAAAAGGUGGUGGUGUGCCAAUCAUCAUGAAUACGUCUUUCUUGCGGUUGCUGUGCACCCUAUUUGCACUAUCCCAUUAUGCAUUGGCACAAAGUGGUUAUAAUUACAACAAACCAUCAAAUCCCUUGAACGGCCCAACUACAGCAGUACCAUACGGUAACGAUGCAUUAGUAGGUAAGCCAUCGGGCACUAGUUAUCCUACUUCAUUCCCUACAACGGUUUCAUCAUACCCAACUCAGGCUGACCAAUUUGGUUCUACCGGACCUACUGGUACGCCCAGUUUUACUGGUGGAUAUGGUGGCCAAACAGCCUAUCCUACAUCUGCACCUCAAGAUUUCACUACUGCUAACUUCCCUAGUACAAUCGCACAACGACCUGGAAACUUCCCCACUGGUUCAGGUUCAUCGCCUGGAUAUGGCUCAUCUGGUGAUGGUUCUUCUGGACCGAAUACACGACCAACCUAUGGCCCAAGUGGACAAGAAAGUUUAGGAGCCCCUCAGAGUGGUAAUGGAUACGGUGUGGGAUUCGGGUCUGGUUUUGGAUCUGGAAGUUCAAAACCAAGCGGAUUUGGUGGAAGUUCAGGAACACCAAGUUCAACUGGUUUUGGAAGUGGAAAUGCACCUGGUAGUUAUGGAAGUGGAAAUAAUGUUGGAGCUACUGGCUUUGGAAGUGGAAGUGCCCCGGGUAGUUAUGGAGGUGGAAACAAUGCAGGAACUACUGGAUUUGGAAGUGGAAGUGCCCCGGGUAGUUAUGGAAGUGGAAACAAUGCAGGAACUACUGGAUUUGGAAGUGGAAGUGCCCCGGGUAGUUAUGGCAGUGGAAACAAUGCAGGAACUACUGGAUUUGGAAGUGGAAAUGCUCCCGGUAGUUAUGGAAGUGGAAACAGUGUAGGAACUACUGGAUUUGGAAGUGGAAGUGCUCCGGGUAGUUAUGGAAGUGGAAACAAUGCAGGAACUACUGGAUUUGGAAGUGGAAGUGCCCCGGGUAGUUAUGGCAGUGGAAACAAUGCAGGAACUACUGGAUUUGGAAGUGGAAAUGCUCCCGGUAGUUAUGGAAGUGGAAACAGUGUAGGAACUACUGGAUUCGGAAAUGGCAACGCUCCUGGUUAUGGCGGUAGCAGUGGAUCUGCUCCAGGAACAGGUUUUGGAAGCAAUCCGGGAUCAAGCGGUUUUGGUAUAGGUAGUGCACCUGGCAAUUAUGGAAGUAACAAUGUUGGUACUCAAGGGCCAAAUAGUUUUGGCAGUGGUGUUGGUGGUGGAUCCAGGCCAAGUUAUGGAGGUACCGGCAUUGGUGCACCCAGCAGUGUAGGUGGUGGAGCUUCUGGUUCACAAGGACCUAGCAGUUUCUUUGGUGGAAACGGUGGAAGUCAAGGACCUAGCAGUGUUGGAGGUGGAAAUGCAGGUGUACAAGGACCUAGCAGUUUCUUUGGUGGAAAUGGCGGUAGUCAGGGACCUUCUAGUUUUGGAAACGGUUUUGGAUCUGGAAACUCACCAGCUGGAAAUAACGACGAUGGUUCUUACGAAGGAGGUGACUUUUCUGCUAUUCCCGGAGAACCUGGUACCGACUACCCAAUACUAUCCGAAAUACCAAAUACUUCAUUUACUUGUAACCAGAGAUUACCAGGAUAUUACGCUGAUACCGAAACCAGAUGUCAAGUAUUCCAUAUAUGUUCUAAUAAUAUUAAAUACGAUUUCUUGUGUCCUAAUGGAACAAUAUUCCAUCAACAACACUUUGUAUGUGUCUGGUGGAACCAGUUUGAUUGUUCAACUGCUGAGAGUCUAUAUGGCUUGAACGCUAAUAUUUAUGACUACUCAAAAGUAGGAUCUCCAGGACAAUCAGGCCCACAAGGUCCUAUCGCUAACUUCCCCGGACAAGUUGGUCCUAAUGGGCCAAUUGGUAACUACCCCGGUUUAUCUGGACCACAAGGACCAAUUGCUAACUUCCCAUCAAUUUCUGGUCCACAAGGCCCAGUUGCAAACUACCCAGGACAAUCAGGACCACAAGGACCAACUGCCAAUUAUCCAGGCCAAACUGGUCCCCAGGGUCCAACAGCUAACUACCCAGGACAGUCUGGUCCUCAAGGUCCAAUUGCUAACUACCCAGGACAGUCUGGUCCUCAAGGUCCAAUUGCCAACUACCCAGGUCAAGUAGGACCACAAGGACCAACCGCAAAUUAUCCAGGCCAAACUGGUCCCCAAGGCCCAACAGCCAACUACCCAGGACAAUCUGGUUCUCAAGGCCCAUCUGCCAACUACCCAGGACAAAUAGGAUCACAAGGUCCGACUUCCAACUACCCGGGACAAUCUGGUUCUCAAAGGCCAACUUCCAACUACCCAGGUCAGUCUGGUCUCCAGGGCCCAACAGCUAACUACCCAGGACAAUCUGGUUCUCAAAGUCCAUCUGCCAACUACCCAGGACAGUCUGGUUCUCAAGGUCCAACUGCCAACUACCCAGGACAAUAUGGUCCACAAGGCCCAACAGCCAGCUAUCCAGGUCAAUCAGGUACUCAAGGUCCAUCUGCCAACUAUCCAGGUCAAUCAGGUACUCAAGGUCCAUCUGCCAACUAUCCAGGUCAAUCGGGUCCUCAGGGUCCAUCUGCCAACUACCCAGGCCAGUCUGGUUCUCAAGGUCCAUCAGCCAACUACCCAGGACAAAUAGGAUCACAAAGCCCAACAGCAAAUUAUCCAUCACAGACAGGUGCGCUAUUCCCGAGUCAACGUCCAAGUAGUUACCCAGGUGCACAAGCUACACCAUCAUACCCAACUACAGGUGUAAACAAUAACGGUCGACCAAGUUCUCAAGGUCCGUUUGGAAGUUCAGGAACAACACCUUACCCCGGUCAAGGAAGUACUGUGGGAUCAUAUGGUCCAAGCUCAACUUUAGCAGGUGUAUCACCAACUUCUGCCUCAUACCCGGGAUCAACUUCCCUAUCUGAUGCGCAGUUUGUAAACUCAUAUAAUAAGCCACCAGUACCAGAAAGGGAAUAUUUGCCACCAUACAAAAAAUGAUGACCUAAGCUCAAAAUUGCCAUAAUUUAGUUUUACUAUCAAAUUUAUUACCUAGUGUUAAGCUUUUUUAUAUUAUUUUUAUUAUUGAACAUUAUUAAUAUUACAAUAGUUUAUUUCGCUUAUUUAAAGUCAACUAUAUUAUAAUCAAUAAUCUAAAUACUAUAUAGAAGAGUAUUAUUUAAAAAUUCACAUAAAUGUAUUUUCAUAUCAUAUUAUGUAUAUAAUAGUCUUUUCGCAAAUGUUAUUGAAUUAUACUUCAAACAUGCACUCAAAACAUAUUACAAUGUCUUACUCGUAAAUAACUACUUGUAAGGAGUGCGUUUUAUAAUUGCUUUAUUCAUACAUAUAUUUAUAUUCAACAAAAAUCUUAAUACUUUUUGCAUUUUUAUACUUUUAUAUUAUAUUAUAAGUAAUCUAUUAAUCAUAUAUCGAAAACUGUGUUACCAUUACUAUAAGCGAUGUGAACAACAUUAUGAAAUAAAAUUGAUUUUUAGUUUGCA